Molecule: messenger RNA, 2080 nt
Organism: Emiliania huxleyi CCMP1516
Lineage: Eukaryota; Haptophyta; Isochrysidales; Noelaerhabdaceae
Product: threonine-tRNA ligase
Exons: 12
Coding region: 5-2080 (691 amino acids)
Biological process (GO): threonyl-tRNA aminoacylation
Cellular component (GO): mitochondrion; cytoplasm
Molecular function (GO): threonine-tRNA ligase activity; ATP binding
Source: RefSeq, a predicted model, not a curated record
CUGCAUGCGGUUGCUGCCUGGCCUCAGUUUAGGCGGUUUUCUGAUGUCGGCGCUGCUGGCCCGCUCGGCCGCCCUCAACGCUGCCGCAGCAGCUCGCCGCCUCCCGGCUAGCACGUGCGGGCGUGCGGCAGCGGCUCUGCCGCGCCUGCUCGCAGCACCGGCCAUGGGCAGCCGUCGCUGCAGCGGCCUGCGAAUGGCAGACCAGAGCGCGGUAGCAGAGGCUCCGGCGCCGCCCGCGCCGGUCCCGCUGCCGACCAACGCUAACGAGCAGCUGCUCCGCAUCCGGCACUCGACGGCGCACGUCAUGGCGAUGGCGGUGCAGCGGCUGUACAAGGACGCGCGCGUGACGAUCGGGCCGUGGAUCGAGAAGGGCUUCUACUACGACUUCGACCGGCCCGAGCCCUUUGCGGAGAAGGACCUGCGCCGCAUCAAGAAGGAGAUGGACAAGCUCAUCGGCCUCAAGCUGCCGUUCCGGCGCGAGGAGCUGAGCUUCGACGAGGCAAAGGCGCGGAUCGAGGCGGCGGACGAGCCGUACAAGCUGGAGAUCCUCGACUCGAUCGUCGCAAAGGACCCCGACGCGCCCAUCACCAUCUUCCACAUCGGGGAGCCCGGCAAGGCGAACUGGUGGGACCUCUGCGCCGGCCCGCACGUCGAGCACACCGGCCAGCUGCCCAAGGACGCCAUCGACCUCGAGUCGAUCGCGGGCGCGUACUGGCGGGGCGACGAGGCGAGGCCGAUGCUGCAGCGCAUCUACGGCACCGCUGCCAUGCAGCGGCACAAGUCGAGCUGUGAACACGCGGUGCGAACGAGCUCGGCAGGGAGAUUGUCUCAUCUCGCGCGCGAGAGAUUAGCAUCUCGCUAUAGUGCCAUGCAGCGGCACAAGUUUCGAGCUGUGAACACGCGCUCGGCAGGGAGAUUGUCUCAUCUCUUGAGCGAGAGAUUAGCAUCUCGCUACAGUGCCAUGCAGCGGCACAAGUCGAGCUGUGAACACGCGGUGUGCACGAGCUCGGCAGGGAGAUUGUCUCAUCUCUUGAGCGAGAGAUUAGCAUCUCGCGAUAGUGCCAUGCAGCGGCACAAGUCGAGCUGUGAACACGCGAUUGUCUCAUCUCUUGAGCGAUUAGCAUCUCGCGAUAGUGCCAUGCAGCGGCACAAGUCGAGCUGUGAACACGCGGUGCGAACGAGCUCGGCAGGGAGAUUGUCUCAUCUCGCGCGCGAGAGAUUAGCAUCUCGCUAUAGUGCCAUGCAGCGGCACAAGUCGAGCUGCGAACACGCGGUCUGUGAACACGCGGUGUGCACGAGCUCGGCAGGGAGAUUGUCUCAUCUCUUGAGCGAGAGAUUAGCAUCUCGCGAUAGUGCCAUGCAGCGGCACAAGUCGAGCUGCGACUGUGAGCAGGCGGUCGGCUCGGACGAGAUCUGGGACAAGGCGACGAGCGCCCUUCGCGAGGCGCUCGGCGCAAAGGGGUGGGAGUACGACCGGCCGUCUCUGCUCUCAGGCGGCGGCGCCUUCUACGGCCCAAAGAUCGACAUCAAGAUCCGCGACGCCAUCGGGAGGCUCUGGCAGUGCUCGACGAUCCAGUGCGACUUCAACCUGCCGCAGCGGUUCGGCCUCGAGUACGUGUCGCCGGACGGCGGGCGCGAGCAGCCGAUCAUGCUGCACCGCGCCAUCUUCGGGUCGCUCGAGCGGUUCUUCGGCGCGCUCACCGAGCCGACGGCAGGCGACGGCUCCCCAUCUUCGACGGCGGGCGACUUCCCCUUUUGGCUCGCGCCGACGCAGCUGCGGCUGCUGCCCGUCUCGGACGACUACCGGCCGUACUGCGACGCAGCGGUGGCGCGGCUCAAGGCGGCGGGCAUCCGCGCGGAGGUCGACCCCGGCGGCCGAUCCGUCGGCAAGCAGAUCAAGGUCGCCAACCAGGACAAGGUGCCCAUCCUGUCGGUGGUGGGCGAGGCCGAGGUUGGCGCGAACGCCCUCAAGCUCGAGAUGCGCAAGGGGGGCGAGCUGGGCGAGCUGCCGCUCGAGCGCGCCAUCGAGGUGCUCGCGGCGGCGGCGGAGAAGGCGGUGGAGCCUAUCGAGGCGCUGUGA